UCUUUGGAAUAUACCGUUUGCAUCGUUUGUACGCAAAAAUUUUCUGUAUUCUAACCGUGGUUUGUAUUUGUAGAAUAUUUCUAUCAUCUUUGUUAAUACGUAUUUGAACAUCUGAAAGUUUCCUAGUUUUCAGGAAAAUAACUACAAUGACCGAAUGGGUGGAAGAAAACUGGGACGACGACGACCGAACUCCCGCUAAACCAUAUGUAUGUUAUAAUGACAACCAAAAUAACUCCUUUGCCAAAGGACGACAACAUAACUCAGAUCGCGGUCAUACCGGUGGAAAACGCAAUAACUACCAAAGGCAUGAACACAGUCAAUCCAUAAAUAUUCCAUCGGAUUGUAUUGGUUUGGUUAUAGGUCGGAGUGGUGCCAACAUAAAACGUGUACAGAAUGAUUUCCAUGUCCGAGUAGAUCUUGACAAAAUAAGUGGUGUAGCCACUAUUAGUGGAAAUAAUGAGCAAGAUGUUAAUGACGCAUACAAAUAUAUUGAGAAUCAAAUGGAUUCAGGUGGACGGGAUAGCUAUGGAGGUUCUCGCAGUGCCGGUGGAAGUAGUGGUAAUUAUCACUUCAAAAGUGAGGAAAACGAAGAAAGGAAAUUGGGUAGUUCCAAUAACUAUACUACAAAGGAGUCAAGCUAUUCUGGAGAACAAACCGAGUCCAAAUUUACCGGUAUUAUUGAUUGGGAUGCCGCGAAUCGUAGAGCGAAAGAAGAAAACACAAAACGCUGGGCUAAAUGUCCACCUCUUACCAAAAACUUCUACAAAGAAGACCCUGAAGUAGCAAAUUUAACACCAGAAGAGGUAGCUCGCAUACGAAAAGAAAACAAUGAUAUAUCGGUGUCACGGGUGUUUAAACAAGAUGACGAUUCAGAUAUUCCGAAUCCAAUAUGGAAAUUUGAGCAGUGCUUUGGGGCUUACCCUGAUUUAUUGCACGAAAUUCACAAACAAGAAUUUAUCAAGCCAUCUCCCAUACAAUCACAAGCUUGGCCGAUCCUUUUAAGGGGCGAGGACAUGAUUGGCAUAGCACAAACAGGUACAGGUAAAACUUUAGCUUUUUUGUUGCCCGCUAUGAUUCAUACCGAGUACCAAAGCACACCACGGUCACAGCGUGGGGGGCCCAAUGUAUUGGUGCUUGCUCCGACACGAGAACUUGCUCUACAAAUUGAAAAAGAGGUCAACAAAUAUUCAUUUCGUGGCAUGAAGGCUGUGUGCGUAUAUGGCGGAGGCAAUCGUCGAGAACAAAUAAGCAACGUUCAGGACGGUGUUGAAAUCAUUAUUUGUACUCCAGGACGUCUUAAUGAUCUCAUUGAAGCCAAUGUUAUUAACGUGUCUAGUGUAACGUAUUUGGUUUUGGACGAAGCUGAUCGUAUGUUAGAUAUGGGUUUUGAACCGCAAAUACGAAAAGUUUUAUUGGAUAUCCGACCUGAUAGACAAACUGUGAUGACAAGUGCAACUUGGCCCCCAGGGGUGAGACGUUUGGCACAAAGCUAUAUGGGUAAUCCUAUACAAGUAUGUGUAGGGUCGCUUGAUUUGGCCGCAACGCAUUCGGUCAAACAAGUGAUAGAAAUACUGGACGAAGAAGAUAAAUAUUUCGCGAUUAAACAGUUUAUCAGAAACAUGAGAGAAAAUGACAAAGCGAUCAUCUUUUGUGGAAAGAAAGUUCGUGCAGAUGAUUUGUCUAGUGAUUUGUUGUUGGAGGGUGUUUCGUGCACCGCUAUACAUGGCUCUAGAGAGCAGGCCGAUCGAGAACAAGCCAUUGCCGACAUAAGUACAGGAUAUAUCAAGUUGUUGAUAGCAACAGAUGUCGCUUCCAGAGGUCUAGAUAUAGAUGAUAUUACACAUGUGGUGAACUAUGAUUUCCCUCGCAACAUUGAGGAAUAUGUGCAUAGGGUUGGACGUACCGGUCGUGCUGGCCGUACUGGAACAUCGAUUAGUUUUAUAACUCGCAACGAGUGGGGUGUUGCCAAGGAGCUUAUAGGCAUCUUGGAAGAAGCUGGUCAGGAAGUACCAACUGAACUUCGUGAUAUGGCAAGUCGUUUCAAAGCGAUGAAGGAUCGACGUGCAAACGAGAUGUCAAAAUUCAAUAAUAAUUUCCGUGAUCGAAAUGGUGGAGGUGGACGUGGUGGACGAGGGCGUCGCGAUUAUUAUUAAAUAUCCUUUCUGGAAUUGAAAUUCGUCGCACUAAAUAUCGUGAAUUGCUUCGUUAUACAUUAAAAACGUGAUGAAUUGAAUUAAAACAUAAAAUCAUUUUUUUAA
Anastrepha obliqua is the source of this 2258-nucleotide messenger RNA. Its product is annotated as probable ATP-dependent RNA helicase DDX43. The record is from RefSeq and is a predicted model, not a curated record. The transcript has 7 exons. Gene Ontology annotation, molecular function: RNA binding; RNA helicase activity; ATP binding. Bases 147 to 2153 code for a protein of 668 amino acids. Lineage: Eukaryota; Metazoa; Arthropoda; Insecta; Diptera; Tephritidae.